AUGAAUCAAUCGAAAUUGAGCUUCGCAUUGGACGGGAAGACUCUCGCCUCGGGGUCCCGGGACGGGAGCGUACGAGUAUGGGACGUAGAGACAGGCGCCUGCCGUCACGUCCUCACAGGUCACGAAGGUGAGGUUACAGCCGUGAGCAUGGGAGGAGACGGGAAGACUCUCGCCUCGGGGUCCUGGGACGGGAGCGUACGAGUAUGGGACGUAGAGACAGGCGCCUGCCGUCAGGUUCUCACAGGUCAUGAACGUGAGGUUACAGCCGUGAGCAUGGGAGGAGACGGGAAGACUCUCGCCUCGGGGUCCGGGGACGGGAGCGUACGAGUAUGGGACGUAGAGACAGGCACCUGCCGUCACGUCCUCACAGAUCAUGAACGUGAGGUUACAGCCGUGAGCAUGGGAGGAGACGGGAAGACUCUCGCCUCGGGGUCCGGGGACAGGAGCGUACGAGUAUGGGACGUAGAGACAGGCACCUGCCGUCAGGUUCUCACAGGUCACGAACGUGAGGUUACAGCCGUGAGCAUGGGAGGAGACGGGAAGACUCUCGCCUCGGGGUCCGGGGACAGGAGCGUACGAGUAUGGGACGUAGAGACAGGCGCCUGCCGUCAGGUUCUCACAGGUCACGAAGGUGAUGUUACAGCCGUGAGCAUGGGAGGAGACGGGAAGACUCUCGCCUCGGGGUCCUGGGACAGGAGCGUACGAGUAUGGGACGUAGAGACAGGCGCCUGCAAACAAGUUCUCACAGGUCAAGAACGUGUGGUUACUGGCGUGAGCAUGGGAGAAGAUGGGAAGACUCUCGCCUCGGGGUCCUGGGACGGGAGCGUACGAGUAUGGGACGUAGAGACAGGCGCCUGCCGUCACGUCCUCACAGGUCACAAAGGUUUGGUUACAGCCGUGAGCAUGGGAGGAGACGGGAAGACUCUCGCCUCGGGGUCCUGGGACAGGAGCGUACGAGUAUGGGACGUAGAGACAGGCGCCUGCCGUCACGUCCUCACAGAUCAUGAACGUGAGGUUACAGCCGUGAGCAUGGGAGGAGACGGGAAGACUCUCGCCUCGGGGUCCUGGGACAGGAGCGUACGAGUAUGGGACGUAGAGACAGGCACCUGCCGUCACGUCCUCACAGGUCACAAAGGUGAUGUUACAGCCGUGAGCAUGGGAGGAGACGGGAAGACUCUCGCCUCGGGGUCCCGGGACAGGAGCGUACGAGUAUGGGACGUAGAGACAGGCACCUGCCGUCACGUCCUCACAGGUCACGAAGGUGAUGUUACAGCCGUGAGCAUGGGAGGAGACGGGAAGACUCUCGCCUCGGGGUCCCAGGACGGGAGCGUACGAGUAUGGGACGUAGAGACAGGCACCUACCGUCAGGUUCUCACAGGUCAUGAACGUGAGGUUACAGCCGUGAGCAUGGGAGGAGACGGGAAGACUCUCGCCUCGGCUGACUCUCACUCCUGUUGGGUCUGGUCUCUCGCAGACGACGGCAACUGCUGGCUUCUCCGACAUGACCGCAGCUCCUUCGAGCGAUCUCUGCAGUGUUUUGGGGCUCAGAUCGCGCAGGAAGGUCUGCCUCAGAAUGUCAGGCAGCUUUUCGAGGCCAAGGGAGCUGUCGUGAUGGAGGCCUCGCCUGCGGUGACAGAGCGUGCGCAGCAGGCUCUGUCACCGCAAGCCUCCUGGUGGAGGCGGCUCCGGAGAAUUUUCAGUUUUUGAAACAACAAGAUAGGUGAAACAACAAGACAGCUGAAACAACAAGACAGGUAAGUUUUGAAAAUCUUCACCUGUCUUGUUGAAGUUUAGUAGCCUUAUAAUACAAGUUCAAUCAUGUUUUC
This is a messenger RNA of Guillardia theta CCMP2712, 1826 nucleotides long. RefSeq lists its product as hypothetical. Gene Ontology annotation, molecular function: protein binding. NCBI's taxonomy places the organism in Eukaryota, Cryptophyceae, Pyrenomonadales, Geminigeraceae. The transcript has 2 exons. The record is from RefSeq and is a predicted model, not a curated record. Bases 1 to 1707 code for a protein of 568 amino acids.